AUGUGGCCAUUCAGUUCUUCUAAUCAGGGGAAGAAAACCUCGGAUCUUGAAAAGGAAAUCCCAGACUCAUUAAAGGAUAUAUUUCAUAAGGGAAAUCCAGAGUGGAAAAAUGAAGCAAACUUUGGAAUUGCUGAAGAAGAAAAACUUGUAGAAAUGGCUAAACAACGUCAACUGAAAGAACCAUAUUCAUAUGAAUUCGAUGACUACAAGCGGAACGAAGAUCAUAAGAAGGUGACAUACAUAAACUGUGUGGAAUUACAAAAAAAUGUGAUAAGUUGUCUUAAAAAUUGGAAAGGUGCAGAUCUUUCCUUUUGUGAUAAAGAAAUGAAACUAAACUCUGCAUGUACAGAUAUACAAACUAAGGCCUUGAAAAGAUUGAGAUAUGAUGAAUGUGUUUCGAUAAAACAAUGUAAGCAGAUCAGGUUCCUCAUUGAUGAUCUUUUUGUCAAGAAUUUUGGCCAACUUGGAGAACAUUUUGAUGACCAAACAUAUGCCAAAUUUUCUGACGAAGUUGAUGCCAGCUUUGUAAAGAUUUGGAAGUAG
This is a messenger RNA of [Candida] anglica, 543 nucleotides long. NCBI's taxonomy places the organism in Eukaryota, Fungi, Ascomycota, Pichiomycetes, Serinales, Debaryomycetaceae. The record is from the annotation of a GenBank genome assembly.